CUGACCGGCCUCGUUGCGGUCCUUUUCAUAGUAUCGCUGGUAUUCAAUAUCCUCAUCUAUGUUGAAGUAAACAAAGAGAAGGAAAAUCCGGUAACUCCACCACCAGUAGUUAGGACUACGACUACUCCUGGGACCACUUUUGCACCAACAGUAACGCGCACGAGAGUUUCAACAGUUGAAACAACUCCAAGAAGUUCGGCAUCGACAUCUCUUCGAACUCUCCGAACAACAGUAACCACCCCGACAACAACAUGGGCGCCGCCCGUUUUUAAUGAAACUAUAUUCUGCCCACGAUUCGCAAUGGCAGAGGAUAAUGAAGAGACCAGGAAAGCGGCAGCUCUGAUUCUCAGUGGUCUAAACGAAAAUGUGGAUCCAUGCGAGGAUUUCUACGCUUACACAUGUAGCAAGUACAUAGAAGAUCACAAUGUCCUUGAACUUGGUGUUGAAAAAAUAGCCUCAUCUGAUGAGCUUCAACAAGAAAUCAACGAAGAGAUAGCUAAUGUUUUGGUUAAAGUCAAUGUUUCCGAUGAAAAGGUAUCAAAAACUGAAAGGAUUACACAGGCGAGUUCCUAA
Messenger RNA from Strongylus vulgaris, 573 nucleotides. The record is from the annotation of a GenBank genome assembly. Lineage: Eukaryota; Metazoa; Nematoda; Chromadorea; Rhabditida; Strongylidae.